This is a messenger RNA of Medioppia subpectinata, 4785 nucleotides long. The record is from the annotation of a GenBank genome assembly. Lineage: Eukaryota; Metazoa; Arthropoda; Arachnida; Sarcoptiformes; Oppiidae.
AUGUGUGAAUUGAGAGGUCGAGCAGUGGUCGAGACGAGUAUCAGUGCAUUCGAGUUCUCCGACAUCCCUAUCGAGGAGGGAAGUGCUGUCAACGCAGACAUGACUUUCGUGGACCUCAACAACAAGAACUACUUAUACGUAAUGACCACAAGACGUGUGACACUAGUGAAGGUACAGGAGUGUCAGGUGUACCGCACGUGCAGCGAAUGUCUGGGCGCUCGCGACCCGUACUGCGGCUGGUGUUCGCUCGAAAACAAGUGCUCCCUUCGGAGCGACUGUGCGGAGGCCGCUCAGGACCCUCUCUAUUGGCUGUCGUACAAGAGUGGCAAAUGUACGACCAUUACACACGUCCACCCGCCACAGAUUCAAAGGACUACUGCCCGAACCCUAUCGCUUGUGAUCGAUAACCUGCCGGUUCUCGACGCCACCUUCUUCUGCGCCUUCACAGCUGCAGCCAAGACUCAGAUAACUAAUGCCACCCGUUCUGCAAAUGGUGUGAGUUGUCCGACACCGCCAACAGACUCAUUACCGCCAAUAUCUCCCGGACAGCAUCAUUUCACUGCAAAACUAUCGGUGCGAAUGAAAACGGGUCCCGACUUUGUUGCCACAAACUUCACGUUUUACGACUGCAGCUCAUAUCAGAGCUGUACGGCCUGUGUGUCCAGUCCUUUCCCCUGCGACUGGUGUGUCGGCGGACACCGCUGUACGCACGACACCGGAGAGAACUGUCGCAAUGAUAUCCUCGUCACCGGUAUCUCAUCAGUUGGCCCGAGUAUCCGCUCGGGUCCCGGCUUUUGUCCCCGAAUUAAUGCCACCGCCGGCGGAACCACUGAAGUUCUGGUGCCGAGCGGUAUAACUAAACGCAUUCAAGUGAAGGUCGAUAACAUUCCGCAGUUCAUUGUGUCCACACGUUUUGUCUGUCAGUUCAAUAUCGAGGGCCGCGUCAAACAGGUUAACGCACAGCUCUUGGGCGACACCAUCUACUGCGAGGGCCUCGAGUUCUCAUACAUCGGCAAUCAGCCCAACAUUAGCUCACUAUUCGCCGUCAUUUGGGACGGAAGUAAACCACUCGACAAUCCCGAAAAUAUUCAUGUGUUGAUAUACCGGUGUCAGGGAAUGGCUCCAAACUGUGGAUUUUGUCUCGAAUUGCAAGAGAAAUACUCGUGCGGAUGGUGUCAGGAGACAGACUCGUGUCAGGUGCAGGAACAGUGCCGACACCACAACACAAUGUGGCUCAACCGCCAGCAAACGUGUCCCGACCCUAAGAUAUUGGACUUUUACCCGAAGUCUGGCCCGUGGGAGGGCGGAACCAAUGUGACCAUUGAGGGCAUCAAUUUGGGCCGUACUUUCGAGGACAUCGCCACCGGUGUUGGCAUUUCGCACGAAGUGAACGGCAAUACUAUGCAUGUCGUCAACUGUAGUCCCCAUCGCGAAGACUACGUAAAGACGGCCAAAAUCAAGUGCAUUGUUCAGAGCCCUCGCAAUAUGACGACCGGACACUCGGCCCAAAUGGGCUCCAUCUCAGGUCCAAUCAUAGUAAAGGUGCUCAACGACUAUACGGCCAAAUCCAAAGACUCGUACAGUUUCGUCAAUCCCAAGAUACUGACAAUAAACCCGAGCAAAGGUCCCACCAGUGGAGGCACUCGACUGUCAAUUGAAGGCCUCUAUAUGGACGCCGGCUCUAAGGCCGAGGCUUUCUUAGGCGGCCUGUCGUGUAAUGUCACGCGACGGACAGUGAAUUUUGCGGAAUGUAUUACAAGCGCUCGACAUAUGCCGGGAGAGGAGAAAGUGAGGGUCAAGUUUGAUAACGGACUCCGAUUUUUCGAUUACUACAACUACCUGUACGUCGAGGACCCGCGAAUCAAUUCAGUCGAAUCGGGUUCGGGUGGCAAUCGGGGCGAAGCGCGAGGCGUUCCCGCCGGUGGUAUCACAAUCUCAGUGAAAGGCGAACACUUGAAUAUCAUUCAAAAGCCACAGAUGUAUGUGGAAGUGGACGGCGAGAAGUUUGCCAGCAAUUGCACCAGCGUUUCGGCCGUCGAAAUGAAGUGCGAGAGCCCUCACGUGCCGAUCGACAAACUGGACUUCGAUCGCGACGACCGCGAGUUUGUUGAACUCGACUUUGGCUUUAUUAUGGAUGCGGUCACUUCGGUCAUGGGCUUAAGCACUCGCAAACACAACCCCUUCUCUAAAUUCCGAAUGUAUCGAAACCCAGUCUAUCAUCCCUUCAACGAAGAGCACGGAAUCAAAUACUAUCGAAGCGAAUACCUGACCAUUAAUGGCAAGUAUUUGGACGGCGCCUCUCAAGAGUCGGAUGUGACCGUUUGGAUCGGCACCAGUACUUGCAAUGUCACGUCACUGUCGCGACUGCAGCUCACGUGUCGCCCGCCAUCGAUUCCGCCCGAGUCGGGUCGCGGCUCGGACUCAAUACCAGACGUGAUUGUCGGCAUUGGAGGCAAACUUAACUUUACGAUCGGAAAACUGAGUUACGAACAAACGCCAGCGCCGGGCGAACACAUCCAACAACACAUUCUCAUUGUAGUCAUUGUUGGCAUUUGUAUCCUCUUCUUCAUCGUUGUGUUUAUUCUCAUUCUCUACCGCCGAAAGUCAACUGAAAGCAGUCGUGUGUUGAAGACAAUGCAGGAACAGAUGGAUGUAUUGGAGUUGAGAGUGGCCUCCGAGUGCAAGGAAGCGUUCGCUGAACUCCAGACAGAGAUGACUGACUUGACUAGCGAUCUGACUGUCGGCGGCAUUCCGUUCCUCGACUACCGAAUGUAUACAAUGAAAGUGCUGUUCCCUAACUCUGAAGAUCAUCCGGUGUUGCGCGACAUGAAUGUGGAUCCGUCCAAGAGAUUGUUCAUCGAGAAGGGUCUCAGACAUUUUGGACAACUGGUGAUGAAUAAGACGUUUCUAUUGCUAUUCAUUCGCACUCUGGAGUCGAACCGUUACUUCUCGAUGAGAGACAGAGUGAACGUCGCGUCUCUUAUAAUGGUUACACUUCAGGGAAAGAUGGAGUACUGCACAGACAUACUGAAGACCCUUUUGGCCGAUUUGAUCGAGAAGUGCAUCGAAGGCAAGAGUCACCCGAAGUUACUGUUGCGCCGAACGGAAUCAGUGGCCGAGAAGAUGCUGAGCUCGUGGUUCACGUUCUUGUUGUACAAAUUCCUGAAGGAAUGCGCCGGCGAUCCACUGUUCCUACUCUACCGAGCGAUCAAACAACAGGUAGACAAAGGGCCCGUCGAUUGUGUCACCUCUGAGGCCCGAUAUUCGCUCUCAGAAGAGAAACUGAUUCGACAACAGAUUGAAUACAAGACGAUGACUGUAUACGUGUCGAUGUCUCCGCAGACGGCGUAUAUGUCAGGCUUGGAUCAGCUGAUGCAGGCCGACAAUAUGGAGACUCCCGUCAAAGUGUUAGAUUGUGAUACCAUAACUCAGAUCAAAGAGAAGUCUUUGGACGCCAUUUAUCGGAGUAUAUCAUACUCUCAGCGCCCGAUGAAAGAGGACUUGGAUCUGGAGUGGCGGACGGGACAGUCCGGGCGACUCAUACUGUCAGACGAGGACCAGACCACCAAACAAGAGGGCGAAUGGAAGCGAAUGAAUACAUUGGCUCAUUACAAGUGUUCGGACGGCGCGUCCCUAACACUAGUGCCUAAACAGAGCUCAAUGUAUAACAUCUCAAUCCUGUCGGAGAAGAUGGAAAAGUCACACAAAUACGAGACAUUGAACUUCGGCUUCAAUAAGGCCUCCUCUCCGCCCAUGAGUCGGGCCACGAGUCCACUGAACCACGACAUGGAGAACGGCUACAAAUACUGGCAUUUAGUCAAACAUCAAGACAACGACCACAACGGGAAAGACGGCGAGAGAGGCAACAAAAUGGUGUCUGAGAUCUACUUGACUCGCCUGUUGGCCACUAAAGGCACGCUCCAGAAGUUCGUCGACGAUCUCUUUGAGACGAUCUUCAGUACAGCGCACAGGGGCUCAGCCCUACCGCUGGCCAUCAAAUAUAUGUUUGACUUCCUGGACGAUCAGGCGCUCAAUCACGGCAUCACUGACUCUGAAGUGGUGCACACCUGGAAGUCAAACAGUUUGCCGCUAAGGUUUUGGGUGAAUCUGAUCAAGAAUCCCAACUUUGUGUUCGACAUUAACAAAUCAAAUAUCGUCGACUCGUGCCUAUCAGUGGUCGCCCAGACCUUUAUGGACGCCUGUUCCACAUCCGACCACCGGUUGGGCAAAGACUCGCCGAGCAGUAAACUAUUGUACGCCAAAGACAUUCCUAUUUAUAAAGAUUGGGUCGAGAGAUACUAUCUGGACAUUCAACACAUGCCCGCCAUUAGUGAUCAGGACAUGAACGCUAUGCUCGCCGAAGAGUCCAGACAACACGCGCACGAAUACAACACAAAUGUGGCCCUCCAUGAGCUCUACAGCUAUGCCGUCAAAUAUAACGAUCAGUUAAUGCAAACGCUAGAAGAGGACGAGUUUUCGCGCAAAAACAAGUUGUCGUGGAAACUGGAACAGACCCACCAGAUCAUGACCGGCGAGACCGACCCCUAGGCCACAGGCCCUACCAAACACAUCCAUAUCCCCACCACAACCAUCACAACCCACUCACUCACACGUGUCAUACGCAUCGAUGCAUUUGAUUAAUGUAUUUAUCAAAUGAAUCCCAUCUCUAGUUUCUCUGUGUAUAAGAAAUUACAUAAUUAAUUGAUUUAAGAUUAUUAUUAUUAUUGCGAAAAUGAUUAUUAUUAUCAUUAUUAUUGUUGCUGUGAUUUGUUCAUCAAAAAUGAC